This is a messenger RNA of Cryptococcus wingfieldii CBS 7118, 2019 nucleotides long. Its product is annotated as polyadenylate-binding protein, cytoplasmic and nuclear. Gene Ontology annotation, molecular function: RNA binding. The transcript has 4 exons. The record is from RefSeq and is a predicted model, not a curated record. Bases 1 to 2019 code for a protein of 672 amino acids. Lineage: Eukaryota; Fungi; Basidiomycota; Tremellomycetes; Tremellales; Cryptococcaceae. Gene Ontology annotation, cellular component: ribonucleoprotein complex.
AUGUCUGCCGAAGCCGCCACCUCCCCUGCCCUCGUCGCCGAGAAGCCUGCCGCUCCCGCCUCGGCCACCGCCCAGUCCACCCCUGCCGAGGGCGCGCCUACCCCCGCCCCCGCCGCUGGUGUUUCCGCCUCCCUCUACGUUGGCGAGCUUGACCCCAGCGUCACCGAGGCCAUGCUUUUCGAGAUCUUCAACAUGAUCGGCCCUGUUGCCUCUAUUCGUGUCUGCCGAGACGCCGUGACCAGGCGAUCCCUCGGCUACGCGUACGUCAACUACCUCAACGCUGCCGACGGUGAGCGUGCCCUCGAGCACCUCAACUACUCUCUCAUCAAGGGACUCGCUUGCCGAAUCAUGUGGUCUCAGCGAGACCCCGCCUUGAGGAAGACUGGCCAGGGAAACAUCUUCAUCAAGAACCUCGACCCCAGCAUCGACAACAAGGCUCUCCACGACACCUUUGCUGCUUUCGGUGACAUCCUUUCUUGCAAGGUCGGCACCGACGAGAACGGCAAGAGCCGAGGAUUCGCUUUCGUCCACUACUCUACUGCCGAGGCUGCCGAGGCCGCCAUCAAGGCUGUCAACGGUAUGCUCUUGAACGACAAGAAGGUCUACGUCGGCCACCACGUCGGAAAGAAGGAGCGUCUCUCCAAGUUUGAGGAGCUCAAGGCCCAGUUCACCAAUGUGUACCUCAAGAACGUCGACCCUGAGCUUUCCGAGGAGGCUUUCGAGGAGCUCGUCAAGCCUUUCGGUGCCACCGUCUCUGUUGCUCUUUCCAAGGACGAGAGCGGCGCCUCCAAGGGUUUCGGUUUCGUCAACUAUGAAAGCCACGAGGCCGCCAAGUCUGCUGUCGACGCUCUUAACGAGAAGGACAUCAACGGCAGGAAGCUCUACGCCGGCAGGGCCCAGAGCAAGGCUGAGCGAGAGGCUGAGCUUAAGAGGAGCCACGAGGAGAAGAGGCUUGAGAACGAGGCAAAGAGCGCUGGUGUCAACCUCUACGUCAAGAACCUUGACGACGAGUGGGAUGACGACCGUCUCCGUGCCGAAUUCGAGUCUUUCGGUACCAUCACCUCUUCCAAGGUCAUGAAGGACGACAGCGGUGCCUCCCGAGGUUUCGGUUUCGUCUGUUACUCUUCCCCCGACGAGGCCACCAAGGCUGUCUCUGAGAUGAACGGCAAGAUGAUCGGCACCAAGCCCCUCUACGUCGCCCUCGCCCAGCGCAAGGAUGUCCGACGACAGGCCCUCGAGUCUCAGAUCUCGCAGCGAAGCCAGCAGCGAAUGCAGUACGGCGGUGCCGGUUUCCCCGGUGGUAUGCAGGGCGGCUACAUGGGCCAGCCCAUGUACGGCUACCCUCCCAUGCCCGGAUACCAGCCCAUGCCCGGCAUGCCCCCUGUCCGUGGCCCCAUGAUGGGUUACCCCGGUGCUCCCCAGGGUAUGAUGCAGGCUCGUCCCCGAUUCGGUCCCAACGGCCAGCCCAUCCCCGCCCCCUACGGCAUGCCUCCUCAGGGUCCUUACCCCGCUGGUCCCGGCUACCCUGUCCGACCCGGUGGUGGCCGAGCUCCUGGUGCGCCCAACGGCAACGGUCCCCGAAACGGUGGCCCUAGCCCCGUCGGUGCUCCCCAGGGUCUCCCCACUGGCUCCAUCCCCCGAGGUGGCCAGAUGCCCGCUCGACCCCACGAGCAGGCCGCUGCUCCCGCUGCCCAGCCCGGCCGACUCGACGCCCAGACUCUUGCCAGGGCUCCUCUCCAGGAGCAGAAGCAGAUGUUGGGUGAGGCCCUCUACCCCUUGAUCUUUGAGACCCAGCCCGACCUUGCCGGCAAGAUCACUGGUAUGCUCCUCGAGAUGGACAAUGCCGAGCUUCUCCACCUUGUCGAGUCUCAGCCCGCUCUCCAGGAGAAGGUUGACGAGGCUCUCCGAGUGCUUGCCGAGUGGGGCAAGAACGACGAGGAGAAGGCCGCUGCCGAGGGUACUGAGGAGGCUGCCGCCAAGCCCGAGGAGGCCAAGAAGGAGGAGGAGACCAAGGAGUAA